Acipenser ruthenus (sterlet) is the source of this 2317-nucleotide messenger RNA. RefSeq names its product bactericidal permeability-increasing protein-like. The transcript has 16 exons. NCBI's taxonomy places the organism in Eukaryota, Metazoa, Chordata, Actinopteri, Acipenseriformes, Acipenseridae. The coding region runs from base 294 to 1706 and encodes 470 amino acids. The record is from RefSeq and is a predicted model, not a curated record. Gene Ontology annotation, molecular function: lipid binding.
CAUUUUUGCACUGACAUUUCACUUUCUGUUUAGGAGUCACACAAAUUUAAAUAGAAAAGAGGAACUGAAAGUUAAUCACAAUAAAUUGACCAAUAGGAGGGUCUCUGGAACAUACUUAAAAUAACCAGAGCAAGCAAACAAGGGUAUCUAUCUCAGACUCUACUUCCUGCACUGAAUCCACUCUGAUCUUUCCACACGCACUGAUACUUACAGAGGCCAGGUAGUCUUUCUAACCUUACAGCUUCAGCAGCCUUUGUUUCUGAUAAAGGAGUUGUCGGGAAGGUGUCCUGAAGAUGUGGUUGUAUUUGAUAACCCUUCUGGCCAUACCCCACCAUGCACUGGGAGCCAACCCAGGACUGGAGAGCGUGAUUACCCAGAAGGCACUGGAAUACGCUAAGCAGGUUGGAGCGAGCUUGGCACAGGAGAAGCUGGGAGGCUUGACUAUCCCAGAUAUGACAGGCAGUAUCAGUAUCUCUCCUUUUGGCAAGGUGGACUACUCCCUGAGUGGGAUGCACGUGGUCAACUUCAACCUCCCUGAGCCUGUGGUGGGGUUUGCUGAAGAGGCCGGGAUCAAGAUUGGAAUCAGCGGAAUGAACGUUGCAAUAAAUGGAAAUUGGGGAGACCAUUACCAGCUGAUAAGAGACAGUGGCUCCUUCGACUUGGCGGUGUACGGGCUCGCGGUGUCUGUGUUGGUUGGGGUGGGCUCCGAUUCCACCGGCCACCUCACCGUAUCCAGCGCCAACUGCGAUGCCAGCGUGGGGGAUCUGGAGGUGACGUUCCACGGGGGCACCAGUUGGCUGUAUAACCUCUUUAAAAAAAUAAUACAAGGUCUAGUUCAUGAACAACUCAAUAACAAGCUGUGCCCGAUGAUCAGUGACUAUAUCGACGGGUUGGAGCCUCUUCUCCAGAAGAUAAACGUGUCCUAUCAAUAUGACCCCUAUGUUGUGUUUGAGUUUCCUCUCAUCCACCCUCCUGCCAUCGGGGCCUCUAACAUGGAGUUUGAUUGUAAGGGGGAGUUCUACAGUGUUGAGCAUCGCGGGGAGUUCCCUUUCACCCCUGAGCAGUUCCAGCUCCACGAUCAGAACCGCAUGGUCUCUGUGGGACUCUCCCAGUCCUCCGCAAACUCUGCUGGCUUCGCUUACCACUCCGCUGGGAUCCUCCGGAUCAGGCUCACUGACAGCAUGAUUCCCAAAGUUUCUCCAAUCAGACUCAACACUACCAGCUUUGAGUCCUUCAUCCCGGAGCUUCCCAAGCGCUACCCCGGCAUGUUGAUGCUGGUGGAUCUGUUUACCAGCCAGCAGCCGCUCAUCACUUUCCAGCCAGACAACGUGACCGCGCAGGCGUUCGGAGCUGCCAAGGUGUACGUCAUCCUGCCCAACACCACCCUGGCGCCCGUCUUCGUGCUGGACAUCUGUGCCAGCUUCAGUGCCAAGCUAUUCAUGUCUGAUUUGAAACUCACUGGAUUCAUGACUCUGAAUAACGUCAGUCUAAACCUGGCCUCUUCUGAACUGGGGCCAUUCCAGACCAAAUCUAUGGAGAAUGUGAUCCGAGCAGGGAUACAUCUGGCAGUGCUGCCCGAGGUGAACGCAAAGCUGAAGAGUGGCAUCCCUCUCCCUGCCACUCCGGAGGUCAGUCUGGUCAAUCCUGUGCUCAAGGUCAACCAGGGGUUUGUAGUGUUAGCCACUGACGUUUCCUACAGUCCCUGAGCACAGGAAGACCCAAGAGUAGGAAGCUUCUUGUAAGUCUCUGAUGAGAAUGUAUCCUCUACGGUCCACCAUUGGUUGUGACUAUACCCUGUCCUUCCUGUUGUGCUGCAGCAUGCUCUGGGAAGCCAGGCUGCAGUGAUUUCUAUAUUGUUCUACAUUUUGCUGUCUGAUUUAAUUGUCUCAGUGACUUCUCGAUUGUGGUCAUUUGAUUUGAAAUAAUCAUUUCGAAAGCAUUCGCUGCUUGAUCUGCAGCGAGAAAGCGCCAGUUCAACUGAAUGCAAAAACAUGACGUGGAGUUCCAGUGAUAUUGCAAGCUUCAUUUUUAUAAAACCCUGAGCUCAUUAAGCAUCAUACUCGCUGCUCACACAAUACAAUCUUCCUGUACUGAAUGGAAAACAAGUCCCUAAAUCUCGAGGGGGAAAAAACAAAUCUCAAAGCUUUUUAAUUCAAUUGAUUGAGUUUACUGAUGUAAUUUUGUUUGUGCAGUUUUAUCAGUUUAAAUGUUUCUGCUCUGUAUAACAAAUGUAUGCUGCUGACGCCCCAGGGAAGACUGUGAACAACAUGUUUCUCUCAAAGGCUUUACUGGCUCAAUAAACUCUUCUGCUACAUGA